GGACUCUGCUCAGGUCUCUGUGGUUCUGGCUCCUCCGGUCCUCCUCCGGUUCUCCUCCGGUUCUCCUCCGGUCUUCCUAAGACCCCGACCCUCCCACUCCGCCCUCACCGGCCGUGUUUCACCUCCACAGGGAUGCGAAAGCGGAACAGCUCCCUGACCGCGGAGCACGACCCUCUGCCGGACACCGACCCGCUCCUGAAGCAGCGACCCGGCGGAGGAGCAGUGGGGCCCGGCACCGGCGGCCGCCAGGGCCCGGGAGAGCAGCGGACCAUGGGGAAACCGUUCCGGAGGUUGGGCGUCCUGGGGAAGAUGAAGCGGGUGUUCUUUUGGAUUCUCAUCAUCUACGUUUCCAUCCCCUGCAUCAUCAAACUGGUUCCAUCCAUUCAGGCCAAACUCGUCUUCCUCAACUUCGUGAGGAUGCCGUACUUCAUAGACCUGAAGCGACCCCUGGACCAAGGCUUGAACCACACACACAACUUCUACCUGGAGCCUGAAGUCGGACAGAGAGUCGGAGUCUGGCACACGGUUCCUGCUCACAUGUGGAGGGAAGCUCAGGGCAAAGACGGCGCCUGGUACAACGCCGAGCUUAACUCCGCCCACGCCGUCAUCCUCUAUCUCCAUGGAAACGCAGGCACCAGAGGAGGAGACCACCGAGUCCAGCUGUACAAGGUCCUCAGUUCUCUGGGAUACCAUGUGAUCACCUUUGAUUACAGAGGUUGGGGGGACUCGGACGGAUCUCCAUCUGAAGGAGGGAUGACGUCAGACGCUCUCUUCAUGUAUGACUGGCUGAAACAGAAACUGGACAGAAGGCCUCUGUACAUCUGGGGACACUCUCUGGGAACUGGAGUCGCCACAAACCUGGUCCGACGUCUGUGCGACAGAGGUGCUCCUCCAGAUGCUCUGGUCUUAGAGUCUCCGUUCACCAACAUCAGAGAGGAAGCCAAGAGCCACCCCUUCUCCAUGGUUUAUCGGUUCCUGCCUGGAUUUGACUGGUUCUUCCUCGACUCCAUCACGGCCAACAACAUCCGUUUUGCCAGCGACGAAAAUGUCCACCACAUCUCGUGUCCCGUUUUAAUCCUUCAUGCUGAGGACGACAGCGUGGUUCCAUUUCAUCUGGGAAAAAAGCUGUUCGACGCGGCGUCUCAGUCCAAGAGUCUGAGCGGACACAAAGUCCAGUUCGUCCCUUUCGCUUCAUCUCUGGCCUACAAACACAAGUUCAUCUACAGGAGCCCAGAGCUGCCAAACAUCCUCAGUAACUUCCUUGGCUCGGCUCAUCCCGUUGCUCAGUGACGACGUUUCGGUGUUUCUUUUGAACUUUCUGCUGUUGGGUUUGUUUUCACGUGAAUCGCAGACUGAACUGAACUGAACACAAACACCAUCAUUCCUUUUGUCAUUGCCGUGUUUUUAACUGAUUGUACUGUACGAGGAGGAGGACGACGACCAAACAGAACAAACCCAAUGAAGAAAAAGCCGUUGGUAUGAAGUCUUCAUGGUCUGGUCUGUGGGAUGAGUUUGUUUGUUUUUUAAGUUCAUCUGAUCAUGUCUGACUCUGGUUUUAAAAUUCUUUGGGUUGAACUGAAGGCCUGUUAUGACUUGAAUUAUCAAUUAAAAUAUUUCUUGUUUUCUUUA
Messenger RNA from Sphaeramia orbicularis (orbiculate cardinalfish), 1629 nucleotides. RefSeq names its product abhydrolase domain containing 12, lysophospholipase (gene abhd12). Lineage: Eukaryota; Metazoa; Chordata; Actinopteri; Kurtiformes; Apogonidae. Gene Ontology annotation, biological process: monoacylglycerol catabolic process; phosphatidylserine catabolic process. The record is from RefSeq and is a predicted model, not a curated record. Gene Ontology annotation, cellular component: endoplasmic reticulum membrane. Gene Ontology annotation, molecular function: phosphatidylcholine lysophospholipase A1 activity; monoacylglycerol lipase activity. The transcript is spliced from 13 exons. Bases 133 to 1290 code for a protein of 385 amino acids.